Molecule: messenger RNA, 855 nt
Organism: Vanrija pseudolonga
Lineage: Eukaryota; Fungi; Basidiomycota; Tremellomycetes; Trichosporonales; Trichosporonaceae
Product: Putative quercetin 2,3-dioxygenase
Exons: 1
Coding region: 1-855 (284 amino acids)
Source: RefSeq, a predicted model, not a curated record
AUGUCGUCCAGCACCACCGCCUCCAACCCCACCUUCCAGUUCCGCCCGUCGCAAGACCGCGGCGGGUCCAACCACGGCUGGCUCAAGACGUUCCACACCUUCUCCUUUGCCGACUACUACGACCCGGCGUUUGAGAACUUUGGCUCGUUGCGCGUCAUCAACGAGGACCGCGUCGCGCCGUCCACCGGCUUCCCGACCCAUCCACACCGCGAGGCCGAGAUCUUCUCGUACGUCAUUAGCGGCGAGCUCGCGCACAAGGACAGCAUGGGCAACGUCGAGACCAUGGUCCGCGGCGAUAUCCAGAUGACCUCUGGCGGCACGGGCAUCCGGCACUCGGAGUACAACGACAACAAGAAGGACGAAGUCCACUUCCUCCAGAUCUGGGCGCUGCCCAACGAGCGCGGGCUCAAGCCGGCGUACUAUGCGCGCCACUUCUCCGACGCGGACAAGACGGACAAGUGGGCGCACAUCGUUGCGCCGGUGUCCGCCGAGGGGGUGAUUGACGAGCGGGACGCCAAGGGCCCGACGCCGAUCCAUGCCGCGCUCAACUUCUUCGGCACGCUCCUCAGCUCUGGCAAGAGCGUCGAGCACACGCUCCUCCCCCGCCUCAAGGGCCCGGGAGGCAACAAGCUCGCAUACGUCCAGCUCGUCCAGACCUCGGGCUACAACCCCCGCAAGGCGCCCACCGACGGCAAGGGCGGCGCGCUCGUCAAGGUCACGCUUGGCGGCCAGGAGGCCACCCUCGGCGAGGGCGACGGCGUCUUCAUCCGCGGCGCCGUCACGGGCGACCAGCUCGUCGUCGACAAUGUCGGCGACAAGCGCGCAGAGGUCGUCCUCUUCGAGAUGGACGCGUAA